Molecule: messenger RNA, 2460 nt
Organism: Chelmon rostratus (copperband butterflyfish)
Lineage: Eukaryota; Metazoa; Chordata; Actinopteri; Chaetodontiformes; Chaetodontidae
Gene: amt
Product: aminomethyltransferase
Exons: 9
Coding region: 1-1251 (416 amino acids)
Biological process (GO): glycine catabolic process
Cellular component (GO): mitochondrion
Molecular function (GO): aminomethyltransferase activity; protein binding
Source: RefSeq, a predicted model, not a curated record
AUGUGGGCUCGUCUGCUGGUUGGGGUCGGGGGUUCGGGGCUCGGGCUGCGGGCUUCCAGGGGCGGUUUGCUGCAGGUCGCUGGAGCGGGAUGUGCUGGGAAGCGGCAGCAGAGGCAGGCUUCAAGUGCAGAGGCUGCACUGAAGAAGACUCCGCUGUUUGACUUCCACAGGGAGCAUGGGGGAAAGAUGGUGGAGUUUGCAGGCUGGAGUAUGCCCGUCCAGUACAAAGACAGCCACAUCUCCUCACACAUGCACACCAGAGAGCACUGCUCCAUCUUCGACGUCAGCCACAUGCUGCAGACCAAAGUCCAUGGCAAAGACCGGGUGACCUUCAUGGAGUCGUUAGUGGUUGCAGAUAUUGCAGAACUGAAGGACAACCAGGGUACAUUGACCCUCUUCACCAAUGAGAAAGGAGGGAUUAUUGAUGACCUUAUCGUGACAAAGACAGACCAGGGCUACCUCUACGUGGUCUCCAACGCUGGCUGCGCCGACAAGGACUCGGCUCGUAUGAAGGCCAGACUGGCAGAGUUCAAAGCUGCAGGUUUUGAUGUGGAUCUGGAGUUCCUUGAUGAAGCACUGAUUGCUCUGCAAGGUCCAUCCAUGUCUCAGGUGCUCCAGGAGGGGCUGAAGGAGGACCUCAGUAAACUGACCUUCAUGACCUCCACCUUGGCCACUGUGUUUGGGAUUAAUGGCUGCAGGGUCACCCGCUGUGGAUACACAGGAGAGGACGGGGUGGAGAUCUCCGUCCCUCAGUCCAGAGUGGUGGAGCUGACGGAGAAGCUGCUGGCUAACAGCGAGGUGAAGCUGGCCGGUCUCGGCGCCAGGGACAGUCUGCGGCUGGAGGCGGGGCUUUGUCUCUACGGAAACGACAUAGAUGAGACCACCACGCCCGUAGAGGCCACCCUAGUCUGGACCAUAGGAAAGCGUCGGCGUCAGGCCAAGGAUUUCCCCGGUGCUGACAUCAUUGUGCCUCAGAUCAAAGCCAAGACCGCCAGGAAGAGGGUCGGUCUGGUGUCCACCGGCCCCCCCGUCAGACAGCACACUCCCAUACUCGGCCCUGAUGGAAAGGUCAUAGGUGAGGUGACCAGCGGCUGCCCCUCGCCCUGCCUGAAAAAGAACGUUGCCAUGGGUUACGUGGAUGCGGCAUUCGCUAAGAAUGGAACAGCCAUCCAGGUGGAGGUCAGGAAAAAGGCAGUGCCCGCCACCGUCAGCAAGAUGCCCUUCGUCCCCACCAACUACUAUUCUGGAUAGGAGGGACACACACAGGCAUACACACACACACACACACACACACACACACACACAAUACACCCACCCAUACACAUGCAUACAUAUACAAUACAUACACUCACAUUGAAUCAUUCCUUCACUUUGUCACAUAUUCACCAAUGCUGCCCCCUUCUGUUUACCUCCAACAAUGCAACACCAGUGUAAUACUGGAAGUUUGCGCUGGCGAGUCCUCUGAGACAAAAUGAUCCAAAAUGACAAACAGUUAUACAAUACAGUGUGUGCGCUGGUAUGAGGUGAUCACUCAUUUUCAUUGUGAAGCACAUUAAAUGCACAACAGCUUGUAUAUGAGACCCUAAAGCAGAGACACAACAACCCACAGUAUAAAGUGACAGGUGGUUUGAACAGGACAUAACAGCAAACAGAGACUUUGUGCAGGACAUUUUGAACAGCAGGCCGUCUCUCUACAGACAGUCAGGAUGCUGCCUGUGUGUGCUCAAGCAACGCCACACCAUGCUUGACACAGCAGGUUACACUGAACCAACGUACUGCACUUUCAGUCAGAGCAAAAACAGUGUGGAUCCAUUAAAAACAAGUCUUUUAUUUACUUUCUAUUGCAGAAUAUAGGUUUUGCUGAUGAAACAUGACAGUAUUAACGUUGUCACCGCUGGACCAAAACAAAGAGAUUCCAAAUGGUUUGUACCACAGAGCCAAAUUUCCAUUUGUAUCAUUGUUAGUUGUAAACAUUUUAAUCAAGGGAGGUCAAACAGGGCCAGCUCAUAAUCCCUCCAACACAAAACCUCCACCUGAAAUCUGCCAAUUAACACAAACCUCUCCAGGUCUUUGGAGGGAUUUUGAGGGAGUUCUGGUUCACUCUUGAUGUGGUCAAUAACCUGAUCUGCUCAUCAGAUGAGACCUGACCAGACUGUCUCUCAGACUGUUUAUGAUAAUGUGACCACAUGAGGUACAAUGAUAACCUAACUUGAAAAGAUGUUAAUUAUCAUAAUGUUUGUUCUUUGUCUACUAAUGAAAUAGAUUUUGUCUUUGGACAUUCUGCUAAUUGUCUUUCUAUGAAAUAAUGACAGACAAUACAGAAAUAAUACUACUGAUCUAUAGGUUGUCAGUUAUUGUCAACUCUGUCUUGAAGGUGCACUAAAUGUGUUAUAUGAACUUUAAUAUUUGCUGCAUUUCCAUGUAGACAUUUUAAAUAACAUUGUUUAUUUGAUUGGAAAA